AUAAUAGGUAAAAGGUAAAUAUGUAUAUAUACUUUUAAAAUAUAUAUUUAUUAGGUUAAUUUUCCAACGAAAGUCUUUGCUUGUACGUAUUGGGGUUUUUAAUACUAUACAGUCACCCCUGGUGCUAGGCGGUCUCUCCUCCCUCUCUCCCUCUCCUUGAGGGCAUUUCAUUCCAAAAAAUAUCUCCUGGGAAUUUCUUCCAUCAGCACGUUGCUAAAAACAACUUAGGAGCAGACAGCGCUGCGUUCAGGCUGCGUGUGCCGUGUUUGGAUACAAGCCGCUCAUGCGUCCAUCGAUUUGAGGGAUAGAACGCGGCACAAAUUGCCAAUUGCUUUAUUAUUCUGAAGACUUAAGGUCACGACAAAUCUAUGGGGACACGGUGAGUUCUAAUAAUUCAAAGUGCAAAACGAGGUCUUAAUUCUCAAGUGUUAUUUUUGUCGUAUUUUAUUGUUCCUUACAACUAUCGUGCAAUUGCUGCAAAUUAGUGCAGCCGAAUGCAUGUGUUAAAAAAGCGUAAAAUACCGAGGAAUGGUCAGACACGUGGGUGAAUGUGCGCUGGCGGGACACGUAUUGAUGCUGUUCUGGUGAAUAAGCCUGCGCGUCCUUUAUAACGCGUGCAUGGGAGAACAUUUGCCUUGGGGGCUCCGUGCAUGUCGCGAGUGCGAUUCUCUGUUCUGCUGCAAGGGGAGAGCAACACAACACACCGAGAGACAGGUAAUUUUUUUUAAAUCUGGAUCAACAACCAAACAGAAAAGGAUGCUGCUGUUAUAUUAUAGCUUGCUGUUACAACUUAUCAAGUGCAGCCAAGGAAGUCAAGAAUACAAGGAGGGUGAUGCCCUCCCUCAGAAAAUUCAGAACCUCAUGCGGGGAUAUAACAAGUACCUCCGGCCCUCUUUUGACAAUGGACCAGUGGCUAUCGGCAUGAGUCUCGACAUUGCAAGCAUUGACACCAUCUCUGAGAUUAACAUGGACUACACGGCGACAAUCUUCCUGCGGCAACGCUGGCAGGACGAGAGGCUGUGCUUCGAGGGCAAUAAGAGCCUGAGUCUGGACGGGCGGCUUGUGGAGCUGCUAUGGGUGCCCGACACCUUCAUCGUGGACUCGAAGCGUUCCUUCCUGCACGACAUCACGGUGGAGAACCGGCUCAUACGCAUAUUCCCCAAUGGAACGGUGCUCUACGCCCUGCGAAUCACCACCACAGUGGCCUGCAACAUGGAUCUUACCAAGUAUCCCAUGGACAAGCAGACCUGCACCCUGCAACUGGAGAGCUGGGGAUACAAUACGAACGAUCUGGUGUUCUACUGGACACGCGGAAACGACUCUGUGCGGGGACUCGACACACUCAAACUUGCCCAGUACACGGUGGAAGGGUACUACACCUCUGUUUCUGAGGCCGUCUAUGAAACCGGCCAGUACCCGAAGCUGGUGUUUCACUUCAAACUGCGGCGUAACAUCUUGUAUUUCAUCCUGGAGACGUACAUUCCGUCCGUGCUCCUCGUUGUGCUGUCCUGGGUGUCCUUCUGGAUCAGCCAGUCUUCCGUCCCUGCCAGGAUCUGUAUCGGCGUCACCACAGUGCUUACCAUGACCACGCUAAUGAUGGGCGCGCGCACCUCCCUGCCCAACGCCAACUGCUUCAUCAAGGCCAUCGACGUCUACCUGGGCAUCUGCUUCAGCUUUAUUUUCGGCGCGCUCGUGGAGUACGCCGUGGCGCACUUCCACACGCUCGAGCAGGGACACAUCCACGACAUCCAACGGGAGCUGAAGAAGGAGUUCGAAGAGAGCAACGGGAUGAUGCAGACCCCCGUGACGCGCUGCCCCGCAAAGAUGGUGGACAGCUACGACGGAGGCAGCGGCAGUGGGAAUGGGCACGGGCACUCCUCGUCUCCCGGACACUCCUCAUCUCCUGGGGAACCCAAGCCCAACGGCGCUCCCCAGGGCAUCAACGUGGAAGGGAAGAAGCUGAAGGAGCGGCUGGUCUGCAUCAUGAACUGCUGCACAGUGCAGAACCCACACCACAUCGAUAACUACUCUCGCAAGGCCUUUCCACUCACCUUCAUCGUCAUCAACCUUUGCUAUUGGAUCUACUAUCUCUAUCUGUAAUCCACAUGCGUGCGAAUGAGUGUGUGUACGUGUGUGUAUACCUGUGUGUGUUUGUGGAGCAGUAGCGCAGUGGUUAGUGCACUGUGCUACACACCUAGCGCCUGAGUUCAAUUCCUGGUCUUGGAGUGCAUUAGCGGUGAUUAUCUGAAUCUGUCCUGGGUCAAUUAACCUUAAAUGAGUAUCUGACACAGUGUGGAAAGAUCAGCACUGGGGAGACAAAGGCGGCCAUGCAUGGUGUUGGCUCAUGAACCUGCUGAUUUGACUGUGUAACAAUUGUUUUUUUGUUCCUGGGUAGUAAGUGUUAUUUCCUAAUUGCUUAUGCCUCAAAAGUAUAGAAAAUUGGUAUUAUUCCGCACGAACUUUGCUUUUGUGACCAGGACAGUGAUACUUUGAAAUUUACCUAUUUUCCAGAACAUUCCAGAUCGAUUAAGUGCUUCGUAAACUUGGAGUAACUUCUAGAAUAUUCUAGAACUUUCCAGUAAAAAGAAUAGUAGUAUAAAUACAGGGACAUUAAGCCCACCAGUUCAGUUUAGUUCCAGCUGCCUGAGUGGAUACAUAUCUGGAUUAUUCUGAGAUGGCAUCAAGAGGCUGCAAGCAUCCGGCAGACGCAUUUUGCUCUGUCUGCGACCAAUUUAUCAAGACAAGAGUGAAAAAGUACUCUGUGGAAGCAUCUGCUAAGAUGUGUGAGGCCGACAAGGCAUAUUUCGGCAUGCCUGUCGGGGAUCAAGACAAACCCUGGGCACCUAAUUUCAAUUGCGAGCAAUGCAAAAAACUCUGGAAGGCAAGAUGGACAAUUGUUCCUUUGAAUUUUAUCUUAUAAAAUUUGUAAAAUUGUAAAAGUUUUUAAUUUUAAAAUAUUUUACAAUUUUCAGUGUUAUUGAAAAAAUAUAUCAAGUGUGAAAAAUGUUGCGGGAAUCUCUUAGACAUUAGUCAUGGGUGAAAUAAAUGUAUUUUUGUAGGAUGGUACAGAGGGGAAAAGAAAGCCAUGAAGUUCGCUAUCCCAAGAAUUUGGCAGGAACCCACUGACCACUCAAGCAACUGCUACUUCUGCAUGGUGGACCCUUCCAAAUGUUGGACUGGCAAGAAUGCACCUGCUAUCACGUAUCCGGUCUGUUCGAGGCAAUCGCAAUCGCCUGUAACCAGAAUGAGUGGCGCCUCUUCAUUGACAGCUCAUCCAGGAGCCUCAAAGCCGUGCUGCUCAUUCGAUGCACCUCAAAGAGGAUUACAACAGCAUCAAGACCUUGCUGGACGCCUUUAAGUAUGAUGAGUACGACUGGGAGGUCAUCGGAUACUUCAAAAUGGUGGCAUUCCUGAUGGGUCUCCAAGGCGGUUUCAUCAAGUUUCCCUGUUAUCUUUGCCUUUGGGAUAGCACCAAGGCGUACUACCACAGGCGGGACUGGCCACAGCGGACCGAGUUCUCUGUGGGGAGGAACAAUGUCAAGUAAGAGCCACUGGUGGACCCCCGGAAGGUGCCGAUGCCACCACUGCACAUCAAAUUGGGCCUUAUGAAACAAUUUGUCAGAGCUGUAGAUAAGGAGUCGGCAGCCUUCAAGUACCUUCAAGACUUCUUCGCCAAGCUGUCUGAGGCAAAGUUCAAAGCCGGUGUCUUCGUCGGACCACAGAUAAAGAAGAUCCUGGAGUGCGAUGAAUUCCCCAAGAAGUUCACUAGUAAGGAGAAAGUGGCUUAGCACAGCUUUGUCGCAGUGGUUCAUGGCUUCCUGAGCAAUCACAAGGUCGAAAACUAUGUGGAGCUGGUUGAGACUCUGGUGAAGAACUACGGCAAAAUUGGCUGUAGGAUAUCCCUCAAAGUCCAUAUCCUUGAUGCUCAUCUUGAUAAAUUCAAGGAGAACAUGGGAGCGUACUUGGAGGAGCAAAGCGAGCGCUUCCACCAUGAUAUACUGGACUUUGAAUGCCGCUACCAAGGACAGUAUAACGAGAACAUGAUGGGAGACUACAUUUGGGGGCUGAUUUGUGAAAGUGAUUUACAGUAUAAUCGUAAAUCUUGAAAAACUACUCACUUCUUAAUCUUUUGUACUCAUUUUUGUAUUAUUUUAGUGCAAAUACAAGUACAUUUUGAUUCAUAUGUGUUUUUUCUGACUUUAUGUGAACAAAAAGACACAAAUUCGGCCGUGUUCUCAUUGAAAAUAGGUAAAUUUCUAAAUAUCACUGUCCUGGUCACAAAAGCAAAGUUUGUGGGAAAUAAUAGCCAUUUCUAUAUACUUUUUAGGCAUAAGCAAUUACGAAAUAACACUUACUACCCAGGAACAAAAAAGCAAUUGUUACAUAGUGUUUUCAUCGGUUAUUGCUAACAGCACUUGCCCCAAUGGGCCUUUGUAGGCUAUGGGUUAUCUGUCUUUUUUGUGUGCACGUGUCUAACAGAAAGAGUGACAUCAUUAUGAGGAUUCUGCUCCACAAUGCCAGCAAGAUUAUUGUUGGAUACCUGCCUGUGCACAAUGUCAAUGUCAAUUUGGGUCUGUAUAUGGCCGUGAGCUUCUCCGAAGUAAACUAGGUGGAAAAUUACUUCCUGGAAUAAAGGGGUCAAUACCGGAGUUGGAGACACAAACGCAGGUUGGGGGUUAAUGCUGGCUGCACUAUCCCGCUGUGUGUGCUCUGUUUUGGCCUUCACAGCACUUGCCCGAGGCACGCUAACAGGGGAAUUAGUAUGUCUGUUUACGUCUGCGUGAGUAAACAGCCACUGGCUGUGCGUCAUAACGACCAGGGUAGAUCAGUAAAGCAAUCAGAUAGCUCAGAGUUUGCAAAGAAAGCAGUGUAAAGUCAAUGUGUUGGGAAUACUAACACAGGCAGUUAAGAAUUACAACAGAUGUCAGUCAAAAUAUUGCAACACCUGCAGCAUUAUUCUCACACUAUUAUUUUACAAGAUGUUGUUUGCACAUAUAAUUUAAUGGCAUAGCUAUAUUCAUUUAAACAUCCUGUUAAACUGGCCACAGAUACACAGUUCUUUUCAUCGCCUUUGGAUUAAAGCAUCUGCCUAGGGCUGGGAUAACUUUACCCUAUUCUAUAUACUGUAAAUGACAAAACCAAUAAAGCAGACAUUUGAUGCAUACAAUUUCUGCUCAUUGCAGUGUCCUUUAUUUCACCAGACUUGGGCCAAUUGAGAUGAAUGAUCCCAUUUUUUUUAUUCUAUCUGGGAAAAUACAGCAUUAAAAUCCAGCUGCUUGAUUAUCUUGCGUAAUCAAACAUUGUCAAUAUAUUUGUAUACAAAUCCCUGUGUACACCGUAAGCAAGACAAUUAUGGUACAUGAUCAUAAAAUAGUAAAUCCAUAUAAACACCUUUUCAUAAUUUCGGUAAAUGAUGGAAAACUCACCAGACAGAAAAGUGCGUAAAAAUAAACAAUAAAUAUUUGUCAUUAUUCAAAUUCAGACAACAUGAAUUUGCAUUGUGAGUUAAGUCUAAUUCAGCUAACAUUUAUGUGGAUCUAUUGUAAUAUUGGCGGAAUUGUUUUAAUCUUGAUGGUUCAAAACAAGGCUGUUGUGCAUUAUACUAUACAUGCAGUAUGGUGAUGUCAUGUGGCAUGCAAGGCAUGCUGGCUGAGUUUAUGGCCACGAACAGAUUUUGAUGUCUAGAUACCACUAUUUGUGUGCAUUGUUACACUUUUAGAAAUACAAUAAUAAUGUGUGCCACAUUGGGAUGACAUUGGUAAGUGCUCAUGCAGCAUUCAAAAAACCUUUAUGAACUCAAGGUGAAACUGUGAUCCACUAUAAUGGACAAAUGCUUUCUUUAUCAAUGAACUAAUAAUGAAUGUGCAAUACAAGGUGAGAUAUGUGCAUUAUGAAAACAACAGUAUUGACUCGGUUUGUUUGAAAGACUAAUUAGAAAAUAAAUAUACACAAAACAUACCCAUAGGCCAAGGCCAAUCUGGUUGAGCAAGUAGCUCUUAAUAUAAUUCAGGCAACAGAUGAAAUUUGCAUCGCGAGCUGAGUCUGAUUCGGAGAGCAAUUAUUUAUUUACAUGGCUCCAUUCUAUCCAGGAGGUGGACUCAGCCUGUGAUUUAUAGCACACUAUUGUGCCCUGGUAAUAUGCACAAAUGUCAUCUUGUGCCUACGUAGGAUUUGUGUUUUUUUAUUUUCCUCGGGACACAUUGAUUAAUUUGAAUGCAUCCGUAUGCAUCCGUACGGUUCACUGCAGAACCUUGGCUGCGCGGUGCCACCUUGGUUGAAUAAAGCCACGUUGGCAGGUUUAUAAUGAGUAAAUUGUUGUGUACGACCGUAAUGCGCGAAACCACUGUGCUACAGCUGCCAGCAUGUUGGAAUGGGAUAUAAUUAAAUACCACAUGAUGAGCUGCAGAAUGUGCUAUUAAUUGCCUCUUGGAAGGAAUGAGUAGUCACCUUAAAAUUUAUUUAUAAACUGCCCCAAAGCACGGAUUAGUAUAAAUGUUUCCAUUUAAUUGCAAGAUCGUGAAAAGCUUUCGGUGUACUGUCUAAAACACAUUGUGAAACUUUUGGAAACGUUAUUUUUUUUCAGUACUAUAUUUUUUUGCCUGAAAUAGUCUAUAUGUUGGAAAUGUACAAUUAUGGAAGAAUAAGAAAACAGAAUACCAUGAAUAUUUUCAAACGUACAUUUUGCAAUAAUUAAUAUUAAUGUAAUCUUUAAUUAUUUAGCGAUAUUAAAGCAUUUUUAAAACCGCUGGUUGACAUUUGGUAUGGGAACUAACUUGAUAUCCAUAUAUAUUAAUGAUAUUCAUACUGUGUGUAAUAAUAUUGUAUAUGUAUUUAUAGUAUUAUGGAUAUUCAUAUAAUUAAUAUUCACGUGGAUCGUAUUAAUUAAUUUAUAUAAAAUGUGUACUCAUUAUGUGAAGUUGAUGCACAAAUUGUACUGUACAUGAUAUUGAUUGGAUUAUCACUUGCAUUUCAUUCAAUAUAAAAUCCAAUGUCUGGGGGUAGAGCUGGCUUUAAACAGAAUAUAUUUUAAAUGCCAAUGUAUAGCCCUGGAGUUCAUCUCAGAAGAAAGCGUGUCAGUGUCAACAUCUAUGGAGAGAUGUCCGCCGGUUCCUUUAUAAUGUGGAAGUUUUUAUUUUGCCAGUGACAAGAAUUGUUUUCGAACACCCGAGAAAGUAAAAAAAAUGCACAAUGAAAUUCCAGACUUAGUGUAUUCCCAACCAGUACAGUUACCACCGAAUCAUCAGUGAUUUAUUUUGAAAAAGCAAAUUUCUUCUGCUGACAUUGCAUUACAUUUGACACUGAUUGUCUAGAGACAGGCAAGUUGUCACUAAUGAGCAUCUAGCAACGAGAAAUAUUGAAAAGGACUGACCCCUAUAACGUGCAUGAUACUUAGCCCUGUUUUAAAAUGCUCAUCUCAAGCCAAGCGAAAACCAUUUAUACUACAGCAGUAGAUGCUAUUCCAUGUGACUGGAAAUCAUUGGGUAAGACGCUCGUGCUUGAUGGAAGAUCGCGGGUCACUGAGACAGGUGCUGCAGUGGACAACCAGAGGUUAGUGAUUUUUAUCGCCAACCUCUGGUGGCGAUGGGGAUACUGCCAGAUGGUGGGAUACCGCAAGAGCAGACUUUGAAGAUAGUCCAUAAUAGAGGUUUUUGUGUUAGAUCGCGUAAAUAUAAAUGUGUCGUUAAACCCGCCACUACCCGACACAGCCAAUUAUUAAGGUUUUUCACGUAAACAAAACAUGCCAAUUCUUUAAUAGUUCAGCACACCGGUGUGUUGGAGAGUAAACCCACAACAUUUACAAUUCGAGUACGACGUUUCGUCAGUAAUUACAACAAGCUUCAUCAGGCGGCCAGAUAGAGUUGACACUAUCAGGUGAUCGUGUCAACUGUGCAGCAGUUGCAGGAUCUGUCAGACAGAAGUGAUGGCAAAGAUGCGGUGGCAUCAGUGACAUUGAACUCUUAAUCUUGAACGGAAGGCGAGUUUAUGGAGCAUUCCUUGCCUGCACAAUGAUACUCGUGUUUAAGUUAUUCGGGAUAAGAAAUGUCUUACUUUUUUUAGUGCCACACAAUUACUAUACGUUUUGCUACUGAAAUAAUCCAAAGUAGUAUAGCUCAAGAGUGAGCAACGGAGAGGCUAUAGUUGUUAUUAAUGCUGUGUUCCUUUUCAGAACUCAUAUGUGAACUUUGGAAGGGAUUAGUUGCUUUGCCAGGGCUCUGAAUUGGGUAUUUUGGGAGUUUUUGCAUCCAACUUCAAGGUUGACAACCAAUAUUACUGCGAUAAGAUGCCAGUUGAGCAUGUGGCCACAGUAUUUAACAGAGGUGUGGACUCGAGUCAUGUGACUUGGACUCGAGUCAGACUCGAGUCAUGAAUUUGAUGACUUCAGACUCGACUUGGACUUGCAUAACAAUGACUUUGUCCCACCUCUGAGGUGUGGACUCGAGUCAUGUGACUUGGACUCGAGUCAGACUCGAGUCAUGAAUUUGAUGACUUCAGACUCGACUUGGACUUGCAUAACAAUGACUUUGUCCCACCUCUGGUAUUUAAUGCAGCUUUUCAAUAUGUAUGUUAAAAUUUGCGAUAGUCUAGUGUUUUGUAAUGUUUCUUAUAUGUGUAGUUAUUUCUUAAUGCCUAACUUUUAAUAUGUAUUAAUAAUCAGAUAAUGUUGUGGGCACAUUAUAAAUCAAGAAAAACGUGUGUAACUGUUAGGCGUUAUUUACAAAUCACAUCCAAAAUGUGCGAUUAUGCCAUAUUCUAGGAAUUAUUUAAACUGAUUAAAAAUGUAACACUGUAGUAUACAAAAGUAUAUCGAGUGGUGAACUUCCUGUCAAAUAUUCUGCGUGCACAGUAUUGUCAUAUUUUUAUGUAACCGAUGACCUGCUUUUUGUUGCAGAGUAUGACCUUUGUUUAACGCUGUGAGCUCACACAUUGUCACCAGUAGUCAAUAACAAUUCAGUCUUGCUAGUCUCUCACUGUAUACUUCAAUGCCAUGUUCGCAACACCACUUCAAUGAACGUACAAUUUUGUGACUGUCCUUUCGGUCAUCGUGCUGCCCGACAUACUUGAGAAAAGCUUCGCACAGGAUUUAGUAUUCAAAUUAAAAGACGGUCGUCAUUGGAUCAACCCCCUCUGUGAUCAGAACACUUUCAUAAGCUAACCAAUACUACAGUGGUUUGAUUCCACAACUUGGCACGCAAUUAAAAGGAAAGGAUACUGGCUGUUUGCCUGAAGCUCCUUGCAGGAGUUAAAAGCUGGGGUGAGCCUUUGGUGUAGACACCUGCAGUGGAUGAUUCAUCACCGAGGGAAGAAACUUUUUAUAGAAGCCUGUUUCCUGGAGUUGCUGGCUCAAUGACACUUAAACCUUGUGCAUGUGUGCAAACUUCACUUGAAUGUUUGCCAAUGUGUACCAUCCUGUCUAUACUAUUAGCUUGGAUUUCAGAUAAAUCUGGCCCACGUCAAAAAGUUCUGCUUUCAUAAUCUCAGUGCCGCUUAAAAAUAUAAGGGAUGUGACAUAUUCAAGGCCGCAUUUUGACCAACAGUUCAACUCUUUGAAGCAACACAGCAGUGCCAACAUGUGCCACAUGUAUGGAUAAUGCCCCAAAGUGUGUCUCUGGUGGGUGAGUUGUGUUUUGGAGUGCUAGCUGUUUUACUUUGAGAGAGGAUGCAGGGUUUUCACUCGACGCAUGAUUCUAUAUGUGAUGUGCACCUAAAUGCUUGCUUUGGCUAGCAUGGAAGAGUAGGCCAAAAGCCCUCUAGAGGAGCUGUCGAGAGCUUCCCGUCAUGGAGGCCCUUCCAUCAGAAAUUGCAGGGAUGCACCUUUACACGAAUAUGUUGACUGCAAAAUUGUUUUGGCAAAAUACAGCAACGUUAUUGUAUUUGAAUGUUCAGUUGAUGUAUGUCUCUCACUUUAUGUGCAUCCCAAAAUAAGAUUUAAAUGUUUAUUGUUUGUGUGUGUGCCAACGUGUGUGUAUAUGAGAGAGAAAGAUGCCACUUGUGAUUAAUGUUGAACAUUUAAUUCCAGCAACUCAGUCACCUGAAAGCUUUUUUGGUACAGCAACUUUAAAACAAAUAUCAAUGUUGUCUUUCAAUGCAAGCUGUUUUUAAUCAGUAUAUAAACAUACGGUGAUGUAUUUACAUUUUGCGUAAAAUGUGUUUAUACUGACAAAGAAAUGUAUGUAUUGUAUGUUGAAAUUAUAUCGCACCGUACGUAGCCAACUGUGCUAAUAGGACGUGCGGGCAAGGACAACAACACAACAAAAAUCAGACACUCUGACCUAGGUAACACUAAUAAGACCUGUACAAGUAACGAUAUUCCUUUACAAUGUAACUCGGUUAAAAAAAUAGUAAAUUAUUUAAAAUGAAACGCCUCACUGUCUGGCGUGUAGACACAAACACAUGUUGUGGAUAUGCUUGUCUUCGGAGUGCAACAAUCUGUGCCAGAGGUGAUGUAAGAAAUCAUAUUUGUUCAGUGUUGAGUUUAGUGCGUCCGUGUCACCUUUUUUGCUGGCUAAAGGCAAUGGCAGUUUCCAGUAUGUAGCAUUUAUUUAUUUCGAGAAUGAGGUUAUAAGUGUAUAUGAAAGCCUCGUAACCUACCUUGACAUUGUUGAUCAUUUAUAAACUACAAAACAUCACCACGCUGUAUGGGUAGUGCAAUGUCUCGAUGGCCAUGUCGAUACAACAGAUAUUGAAAAAGGUAGCACAUUACUAUAUUGUAUUUGCAAUCAAGAUAUUCUACGCUCAAGUUCAGUCGACUGUACUGUAUGUUACUGGUAGGAACCUCCUGGUUACACCAGCCCACAGGGGAUUAUUGUGUCCGUCCGUCCGUCGU
Lethenteron reissneri (Far Eastern brook lamprey) is the source of this 10825-nucleotide messenger RNA. RefSeq names its product gamma-aminobutyric acid receptor subunit pi-like. Gene Ontology annotation, molecular function: extracellular ligand-gated monoatomic ion channel activity; transmembrane signaling receptor activity. The record is from RefSeq and is a predicted model, not a curated record. NCBI's taxonomy places the organism in Eukaryota, Metazoa, Chordata, Hyperoartia, Petromyzontiformes, Petromyzontidae. Gene Ontology annotation, cellular component: membrane. Gene Ontology annotation, biological process: monoatomic ion transmembrane transport.